AUGACUGCUCCAUCUCCUGUUGCCAUUAUUGGCAUGAGCUGUCGCUUUCCCGGCGCCAGCUGCCCAGAAGAACUUGAGGAACUCCUUUUAAAUGGCGUCUCUAGCUGGGGGCCUAUUCCGGCCGAUCGUUGGAACCGUGAUGCCUUCUACCACGCCCAGCAGGGAGCCGCUGAGUCCCUGGCGGCCAAGCACGGCUACUUUCUGAAGGACGACAUAUCCAAGUUCGACGCCCGUUUCUUUCAGGUACCACCGCAGGAGGCACAUGCCAUGGACCCACAACAACGCAUCUUGUUGCAGACCACCUACGAGGCGCUGGAAAAUGCAGGCCUGCCUCUCGAGGACGUACGUGGCAGCAAUACCUCCGUAUUCAUCAGUGCGUUCGCCUACGACUACCAGCGGAUGGGUUACAAGGACCUCGCUGAGGUCAGUGGAUCGCAUGUUGCUGGUACUGGUAUGGCCAUGCUGUCAAAUAGGAUCUCUUAUGUAUUCGACUUGACGGGAGCUUCAUUGACCCUUGACACUGGUUGUUCUGGCAGUUUGGUCUGCCUUCACCAGGCAUGCCAGAGCCUGCGUCUUGGCGAAUCCGACAUGGCCAUUGUUGGUGGAUCACAACUUUUGAUAGAUCCUGCUCAGUCUGUCAAUAUGAGUUCUAUCGGAAUGGUCAACCCCGAUGGCCACUGUUACGCUUUCGACACUCGUGGCCACGGCUACGCCCGCGGUGAAGGCGUUGCCACCGUCGUCCUCAAGCUCCUGGACAAGGCCCUUGCUGACGGCGAUCCCGUUCACGGCGUCAUCGUCGGCUCUGGUAUCAACCAGGAUGGCCGUACGGAGGGCAGCAUCAUGUCUCCGAGCGGUGAGGCCCAGAGGGUCCUCAUGCAGGAAGUGUAUGCAAAGGCCGGUCUGGACCCGAGCCAUACCCCAUACGUUGAGGCUCAUGGCACGGGCACCAAAAUUGGCGACAAAGAGGAAAUCGGCUCCAUCUACUCGGUAUUCUGCAAGGAGAGAAAUCGAGAGCAGGACCUCUACGUGGGAUCAGUAAAGUCCAACAUCGGACACCUUGAGGCGUCGGCGGGUAUUGCAGGUCUAAUCAAGUCGAUUCUGGUGCUCAAGACGGGAGUAAUCCCACCACAGUUGAAUUUAAUUGACCCGAAGCCGUCAUUGAAGCUGGACGAAAGGAACAUCAAAAUUGCCCGGGAAGCCACGCCCCUGCCACAGGGACCUCGCCGAGUGUCUCUAAACAGCUUUGGAUACGGUGGCACGAAUUGUCACGUCAUCAUCGAGGACUUGAGCACAUGUGCCGCUUCUGGCCGUGCUCUUGCGUCGUUGGGGCUCCGAAACAAUAGGGCUCGCAAUGGCCACGCAGCGGCGCUGUCUAAUGGGAUCAAAAUCAACGGGACUGUCAAUGGAACCACCGCGAAUGGGGUGGACGUGCCACAUCCCCAACUCUUCCUCCUGAGCGCAAACUCGGAGAAGACCCUCAAAGCCUCAGCAAACAACAUACGGCAAUGGGUCUCCUCCCACGCCAGCAGCGGCGGGUCCGACAGCCAAGCACAAAAGACGUUGUUGGAUGACCUUGCAUAUACCCUCUCGGCGCGCAGAACCCUCCUUCCCUGGCGAGCUGGCAUCAUCGCUUCAGAUGUCGAGCAGCUCAGCUCAUCGCUCGCCAGCGUCCGGCCGUCCAAGUCCUCGAGCGCGCCGCACCUGGCCUUUGUCUUCACCGGGCAGGGCUCACAGUGGGCUGGUAUGGGCCGCGAGCUGAUGUCCCUGGCCCCGUUCGAGGAGUCCAUUCUCAAGUCCGAGGCCAUCCUUCACGGUCUAGGGGCGUCUGCGCAAGGCUGGUCCCUGUGCGAGCAGCUGUGCUCCGAUGACAAGUACUCCAAGCUUGGAGACGCCAAGAUCGCGCAGCCCGUCACGACUUGCCUGCAGAUCGCCCUUGUUGAUCUCUUGAGAAGCCUCGGCGUCACACUCACAACCGUUGUAGGCCACAGCUCCGGCGAAGUGGGCGCAGCCUACGCAGCCGGGGCCCUGAGCCAUGAGGCUGCGGUCCAGGUUUCAUACUACCGAGGUUUCUGUGCGGCCCAAGCCAAGAAAGACCAGACGACGCCAGGCUCCAUGCUGGCAGUCGGACUGGGUGAAGAUGCGGUGCGCCCAUACGUUGCUCAGACCAAGACUGGUCGCAUCUGUGUGGCUUGCAUCAACAGCCCAGAGAGCACGACCAUCUCGGGUGACGAGUGCGCCAUCGACGAGCUCAAGGCCGUACUUGAUGCGCAGUCCAUCUUCGCACGCAAGCUGCGUGUUGACCAGGCAUACCACUCCCACCGCAUGCACAAGGCCACGGCGGCGUACCUGUCCUCGACAACACACAUGCAGAGCAGCCCCGUUCGCGAGGGCGUGUCGUUCUUCUCCACCGUGACGGGUGAGCGCAAGAAUGAUGGUUUUGGUGCGCAGUACUGGGUGGACAACCUGGUCUCGCCUGUGCAAUUUGUCAAGGGCCUACGCCACGUCCGCGACGAGCUGAAGCGGGCUGAUACGGGUGGUGAUGAUGCCUUCGUCUUGGUCGAGAUCGGGCCUGCACCCACUCUUGCAGGACCAACAAAGCAGACCCUUAUGUCCCCCGACUUCAAGUUCUCGUAUCUCUGCCCACUUGUACGCAAGACAGAUGCGCGCCAGUCGUCACUCACCUUCCUCGGCCACCUUGUCGAGCUGGGCGUCCCCAUCAACAGAAAGAAGCUGUCGUCCAUGCUGUCUGGGCAUGGGGAUCACAUGCCUCAGGCUAUACCCGACCUCAAAGCCUACCCCUUCGCCGAGGACUCGCUUCCCUACUGGCGUGAGUCCCGCGUCAGCUCGUCGCACCGCCUCCGCCAAUUUGCCUGGCAUGACCUGUGCGGGCUGUUGGAUCCCGCAGGCAGCGAGCAGGAGCCGCGAUGGCGCCACCAUCUCAACGCGAACAGCUUGCCGUGGCUCAGAGACCAUGUCAUCGAUGGAUCUAUCAUCUUCCCGGCCGCGGGAUGCGUGUGCAUGGUCAUCGAAGCCAUGAAGCAGUUGUCUCAGAUGCGCAAGAGCAAAGCUGCUGUCCCUGGCACUACCAACACAAUCCAGAGAUUCAGGGUCAGUGAUGUUAACUUUGCCAAAGCAAUUUCGCUUCCAGUGGAUCAGGAAAAUGCUAGUAUUGAGCUGCAGUUAACAAUCAGCCCAUGCAAGGCUGGCGGUGGCCGAUGGGAGUCAUUCCGCAUCCUUAUGUACAGUGACGGCGCCUGGGAGGAAAGCUGCAGUGGGUUGGUCGGCCUUGAUGACACCCAAGAUGAUAACAACGUCGAGACCGUCUCUGAGCACGACCUUCAGGACUCGGCGCAUCAGGUCGCCUUCCGAGGGAUCCAGAAGGAUUGCACCUCUGCAGAGGCAAUGGUAGAUGGGAACACAUUUUACCAGAACCUCAAGGAUACCGGCAACCUCUACGGGCCCAGCUUUGCACUGCUGGGUGACCUGCACAUUGGUACCAGCCAGACCAUGGCUUGGACCAAGUUGACAGUGCCCAACCUUCCUAAUCUCAUGUCAGGUCACAGCCCACAGCCGCAUCUUGUCCAUCCCUCGACUCUAGACGCCAUCAGCCAUAUUGGAGCUCACCUGUUCAAGCUACACAACGGUAACGCACCCGUUGUAGUCGGCUCGGUGGCUGACAUGGACAUCCGGGCCGACAUGAGCAGCAGCCUCUCGGAGCCCACAACCGAGCUAUACGUUGCCGCGACUCUGAAUCGGUCCCUGACCGACAUGCGCUCUUGCACUACUGACGCCUAUGUCUUCCAGAAAGACAUCACCUCUGGGGACUUGUCUCUUCUGAUCAAGGCCCAGUACGUCUUGAGAUCCUUCGGGCUGGGAUCACAUGCGCCUUUGGCGGACGAGACGAGCAAUCAAGGGAAGCAGCCUCGGCGCAUGACCUGGGAUGUGGACGUGGACUUCUUGAGCAACGAGAAGUUCAUGUACAUGGUUGCACAAAACCAGCAGACACAUCGAGAGCAUUCACCAACACAGCAGGGCUUUGACGAGGGCUUCAACGACUACUACUCCAACAUCGAACAGGCGGCGUCCAUUUUCAUCCGCCACGCCCUUUCCAAGUUAGAUCUUACCACCAGCACGCCUGGCACUGUUACACCUCCCGUGGUGGCGGCUCCCCACCUGCAGAAGCUCUUCAACUGGAUGCAGGCAUACAGCAUUUCCCCCGCGUUUCAAGAUCUCACAUCCGACCUUAGCUUUGAGGACGAGGCCCGCGUUGUGGCAGCCGCUGAGAAUGCCACGGCCUUCGGUUUUGAAGGCAAGAUGGCCGCCCGCGUCGGUCGCAAGCUCGCAGAUAUCCUCCUCGGCAAGUGCGACCCGCUCACCCUGAUGCGGGAGGGUGACCUGCUCGACUCGCUAUACGCCAACGGCAUCUCCUCGUCUAGUUACCAACAGAUGGCCGAGUACGUGCGACUGCUGGCCUUUAAGAAGCCACACAUGAAGAUCCUCGAGAUCGGCGCCGGCACGGGAGGCGCAACUAUGCCCCUGCUCCAGACCCUGAAAGGACAGGACGGCGAGAUCUGGCUGGAUCGCUAUGCCUACACCGAUAUCUCGGGCGGCUUCUUUGAUCAUGCCAAGAGCAAGUUCGCCGAGUGGCUGGGCUACAUUGACUUUGGCGUGCUCGACAUUGAAAAGGACCCGUCGACCCAGGGCUACGCGGCCGGGUCAUACGACGUCGUACUAGCUGUCAACGUCCUCCACGCUACCAAAGAUAUGAAUGCCACCAUUACCCACGCACGGCAGCUGCUUCGACCCGGUGGGAAGCUCAUCGUCGUUGAGCUUACCAAAUUAAGCGUCGCGAUCAACAUAGUCUUUGGAACUCUCUCUGGUUGGUGGGCCUUUGAAGACGAGCGCCUCGGCCACUGCCCUCUCCUAACCACGAAUGGGUGGGACGAUCUGCUUCGCCAGCAUGGCUUCACUGGCCUAGACAUCUGUGCUCAGAAUACCCAAAGCCAGGAAAGUGGUAUUUCCUCCCUUAUGGUCUCGUCUGUGACCACUGAGUCCCCAGCUUUCGAGCAGGCGCUCCUAUCUCCAUCACCAUCAUCGUCCUCGCCACUUGCUGGCGUGGGAAUUAUCCAAGGCUUCAAGGACUCGCCGUCAAUUCAGAGGCUGACGGCGUCGCUCCUGGAAGCCUCAAAAUUGAGAGGCUACCGCGGAUGGGCCUGCCUAGAUUUGAUCACAGAUGCCGAUAAGUUACAACGGAACAGUACCGAUCCAGUCAUGGUGCUAGACGUUUCAGAGCAUGGACUGCUGCUGAACGAGAGGCCUGAGAUAUUUGAUGCUCUCAGGAACAUCCUCACGUCCGGUAGCCACGUGCUGUGGGUCUCGCUCCAGGAGACCAGGGACGAUGCAGCUAUCAGCGCGAAGAGAUCCAUGAUCCAAGGUACGGCCAGGGUACUGCGCCGCGAAAACGGAGGUGCGUCCAGAUUCGUCACCAUCGACGUCGACGAGGCGACCACACUUGACGACCUCACAGUUGUCAGAGACCUCUGCAGCCGUCUCUUAGAGGCAGCGCAGGCGUCGAUGUCUGGCGAGGAGGACAGUUACGAGCGCGAGCUGAGAUACAGCAACGGCGAGCUUCUCAUCCCUCGCUUGCAGACUGAUUCCAAAUUCCAGGCCUGGGCCGACAGACGCUCUACGGCGACGUCGACGCCCAAUGCUUUGCCUCUGGAGUCAGGCGUGCCCUACCACCAGCCCGGCCGGCCGCUCAAGCUGGAAGUUGGCACGCCAGGUCUGCUGGGAAGUAUGCGAUUCGUCGAUGACGCUUCAAGCAGCAGCAAGAUCCAGCUUAAGCCGUGGGAGAUAGAGAUCUCGGCGCGAGCACACGGUGUUAACUUCAAGGACGUUUUCGUUGCUCUCGGUCAGAUGCGUGCCGGCGUCAACAUGGUGGGCGAGGUAGCUGGUGUCGUUACCGGCGUUGGAGAGGACAUGAAGGGUAGGUACAAGAAAGGCGACCGGGUCCUCGGCUUCGGCGCCUCGCCGUUUGCCAGCAAGCCUCGCAUCAGCGGCCAUCUCGCCCACGUCCUCCCUCCGGACAUGCCAUUCAAUGCCGGGGCAACAAUCCCUGUCGUCUACGCCACAGCUUAUUACUCUCUAUUCGAGGCUGCUCACUUCAAAAAGGGACAGUCAAUCCUUAUCCCUGCGGCCACGGGCGGCGUAGGUCAAGCAGCCAUCCAGCUCGCAAAGUACGCUGGCGCCAGCGAGAUCUUUGUCACGGUUGGAUCCCAAGCUAAGAAGCAGUUGGUCAUGGACACGUACGGCAUCCCCGAGAGCCACGUCUUCUCCUCGAGGGCCGUCUCCUUCAAAGAAGGCAUCCUACGGCACACAAAGGGCCGCGGUGUCGACUGUGUGCUGAACUCCCUGUCUGGAGAGAUGCUUAGCGAAGCCUUUGACUGCCUGGCUAAGCUCGGUACCUUUGUCGAGAUCGGAAAGACGGACAUCUACAAGGGCAACCACAUCAGGAUGAGCAACUUUGACAAGAGCGUCACCUUCGCCUCUGUAGAUCUGGUUACGCUUGGCGCCGAGCAGCCCCAGGUUGUUUAUGAGACCCUCGCGUCUCUUGUCAAGUUGUUCGAGGAGGGCGUGCUGCGCCCGCCCACGCCCAUCAAUUCCAUGCCCAUUGGUCGUAUCGAGGACGCCUUCCGCCUGAUAGCAUCUCGCAAGCACACGGGCAAGAUCGUUCUCGAGUCUCCCGAGGACGCAGCCGUGACCACUGUCGCAGCGGCAGCCCCGGCCCUCGAACUGGCCAGAGAUGGCACGUACGUUAUCGCAGGCGGUUUGGGCGACAUGGGAAAGCGUCUGGCGACAUUCAUGUCAUCACACCGAGCUGGACACGUCGUGUUGCUUUCUAGGCGCAGUAUAAGCAACGAGGACCACAUGGCACUGCAAAACCAAUGUGGCAGCGGAUGCGUUGUCCAUGUUGUCAAGUGUGACGUUAUCAAGGAGUCUGACGUUAGACGCUGUGCCGACUUCUGUAGACAGCAGAACUUGCCACCAGUCAAGGGUGUUGUCCACGCUGCAAUGGUCCUCCAAGACCGUCCAUUUACUUCCAUGAGCCGCAGUGGUUUCGCAACGGCCCUAGGUCCCAAGGUGUUUGGAACUAUCAACCUGGACAAGGCAUUUGCUUCACCCCAGCUUGACUUCUUCCUCACCCUCUCGUCUGUGGCUAAUCAUAUCGGAAACGGUAGCCAGGCCAACUACGCCGCUGGUAACGAGUUCCAAGAUGCCUUUGCCCGCGCACACGGCAGCGGAAAGAACAGUAACAAUACGCACUACAUAAGCAUCAACCUGGGAGCUGUGGCCGGGUCUGACUCUGUCAAGAAGAGCUCGAGCACAAACAGGCUGGACGUCAUUAUGGUUUCGUUUGACGAUGUGUUCCGGAGCAUCGAGUACGCCAUGAGCCCUCAGUCACACCUAGACCAGUGCAGUCAGUCCAUAAUGGGUCUCUCGAGGGCGAGCAUGGUGGAGGCGGACGAACAUGUCUGCUUGACCAACCCCUUGUUCAGCCAGCUUCCCUACCCGGCACGGACGGGCCAAGAAAGCGCGGGCGAAGGCUCGUCCGGAAAGGCCGUCGAUGUGGAGGCGGCCUUGCGGAACGCUCAAACGAUCCAGGAGGCGGAGGCCAUCAUCACGGAGACAAUUGUCGCCAAGUGCGCCGUGUUCCUUGAUCAGUCCAUCGAAGACGUGCCUGUCAACCAGCCACUGGCUACAAUCGGCCUCGACUCCCUGGUGUCCAUCGAGCUGAAGAACUGGCUGCUCCGAGCCUUCCAGGCCACCGUGCAGACAUCCAAUAUCUCUAGCGCGCCGAGCGUCAGGGCACUUGCGUCUUUGGUCGCAAGUAGGUCCAAGAUAAUCAGUGACGAGGUUCGAUCAGCGACAGUCGAUGUCGCGCAGGCUGAGAACGGCACUGCCCCUCUUGACAAGACCAAGGCCCCCUUCCAUGGCCUUGAAUGUUGCAAGGCGGCCAAGACGCUGCCCAAGUAUCCGCUGCCGGACUUGAACGAGAUUCUGGCGUACCUCGAGGAGAAUGUCUCCCAUUUUGCUAAGACCCCUGAGGAGCUCAAAGGUCUCAGGAAAGCGGUGGACGAUUUCACGGCGCCAGGCAGCCUCGGACUGCAAAUGUACGACCAACUCGUCCAGAGGGCCAAGGACCCUAAUCUAGACAGCUGGCUGGCAGAAAUGCACCUUAAGGGCUUGUACCUUUCUCGCAGACAUCCUAUUGCGCCGUGGGGCAAUUUCCUCAACACGCACCACGACAGCCCCAAGCCACACACCCAAGCAGAGAGGGCGGCACUGGUCUCGACGGUGGCGUUUCAGUUCGCCAGGGAGGUUGCAGAGAGGAAAAUAGAUGCGGACUGGCUGGGCAACCAGCCUCUUUGCAAGUACUCGUGGGACUGGAUGUUCAACACCGUCCGCGAGCCGCACCCUGGCUGCGACAAGAUGCAGCGGCAUCCUGGAAACGAUUAUUGCGCCGUGCUCCGGCGGGGACACGUAUUCACGGUCCCGCUGCGGCACAACGGAGAAGAAGCCUCGUACGAGAGCCUCAGGGACGCCUUCCAGGCCAUCCUGGGCCGCGGUGACCUCGACGACGACUCGUGGGCUGGGAUGCUGACGACCGACUUCCGGGACCCCUGGGCCACGAACCGGGCCGCGCUGCUCGCCCUUGGCCCGUCCAACAAGGCAUACCUCCAAGCUAUCGAGGCCGCGGCCUUCCUCGUCUGCCUCGACGACGGCCGGCCCGAGACGAACGAGGAGCGGGUGCGCCAGUGCUACGUCGGCAGCGGGUUGAACAGGUGGCACGACAAGAGCACGCAGUUCCUCAUCUCGGCCAACGGCCGCUCGGCGCAGCUGUCGGAGCACUCCAUGGUGGACGGCCUGACCAUCAUCCGGAUGACGGAGCGGAUUCACGACGCGAUCCAGUCGCACGACACGACAGCCGCAAAUACCACCACCCGCAGCGGCAGCAGCGACCCGCUGCCGGUCGCCCAGUUCACGCUGCAGACGACGCCCGAGAUCGAGGCGCACAUUGCCGAGCUGCGCACGGCGUACGCCACGCAGACGUCCAAGAAGAGGUACGCGCUGCACACGAUCCGGUCCCUGGGCACGAGCGCGGCGCUGGGGACGGGCGUCUCGGCCAAGGCGUGCAUGGACCUCGCGAUCCAGCUCGCCAACAGGAUGCACUUCGGGCACAACCCGGGCAGCUGGGAGCCGGUGUCGACGCAGCACUUCCACCGCGGGCGGCCGGAGCUGGUGCAGGUGGUGACGGACUCGGUCGUCGAGUUCUGCGAGGCCGCGCUGCAGGUGGCACAGGGGGGAAGCGGCAGUAAUCACGACAGGGCCAAGGAGCUGCUCUGCAGGGCCGCCGGCGAGUGGGAGCAGCAGAUACGGCGGGCGAGCGAGGGCCGGGCGUUCCUGCGCAUGUGGGACACGCUGCUGGGGAUGGUGCCCGAGGGCGCGGAGAAGCCGGCCGUCUUCACGGACCCGGUGUUCUGGCGGGCGUUCCCGGGCAAGGUCCUGCAGGUGCGCAACGAGGCCGAGGUCGAGGACGCGGCCAUCUGCCUGUGGGACGAGGACGCGCUGUGGAUGAGCUACUCGAUCAAGGAGGGCAGCGUCGCCAUCUCGAUCGUGGGCGACGUGGGCAAGGUCGAGGCGUACCGGCAGUGUCUUGAUAGGGCGGGUGUUUUGGUUCGAAUGAGCUCCGAUGGCCGCAAAGCACCGCCACCUACGGCCCCUCCACUUCCUCCCCCGCGAAGACCCAUCAUGUACAGCAGCAAAUCGGCCACCGAGACGCAUGCUGCAUGUUUUGACAGCCUCUCAGUGUCGGCGGACUAUCUGAAGCCCCGUAUAGAAAGACAACUUGUUGUUGGACAGCAAUACAAACCAACCUACUGCUUCUUCUACGGCACCCUGGCCCAACCCAAGAUCUUGAGCCACAUCCUCGGCCUCAAGCAACAACCAGCACUGCGGCCAGCAAAGCUUACCGGCUACGCACUCGCGAGCUGGGGCCAGUACCGCGCGCUCGUGGACGGCGAGCCCGGCCAGGAAGUGACGGGCUAUGCCUACCCUGUCCAGUCGGCCGGGGACGAGCUCAAGCUCGCCCGGUACGAGACAAGCGCCUACGAGGCGGUGUCGUGUGAGAUAAGAUUUACGGACGGCCAGGAUCCUGUGCAUGAACAUGGAAUGACGUUUAAGCAUGCCGGGGACGACGAGGCCCUGAAGGCCGGGAGGUUUGACCGCAAGUCGUGGGAGCUGCAGAUGGGCACGCGGCUGCCGGAGAGGUGGAAGACCCGCGGUGCGAGUCCACCUGGCCCAAAGAAAUGA
Diaporthe citri is the source of this 10371-nucleotide messenger RNA. RefSeq lists its product as uncharacterized. The transcript is spliced from 7 exons. Gene Ontology annotation, molecular function: oxidoreductase activity; phosphopantetheine binding; fatty acid synthase activity. Lineage: Eukaryota; Fungi; Ascomycota; Sordariomycetes; Diaporthales; Diaporthaceae. Bases 1 to 10371 code for a protein of 3456 amino acids. Gene Ontology annotation, biological process: secondary metabolite biosynthetic process; fatty acid biosynthetic process. The record is from RefSeq and is a predicted model, not a curated record.